Molecule: messenger RNA, 2422 nt
Organism: Pelagomonas calceolata
Lineage: Eukaryota; Pelagophyceae; Pelagomonadales; Pelagomonadaceae
Source: the annotation of a GenBank genome assembly
GAGCGGUGCACCAUGAUGAAACGUGUCGCACUGCUCAGCUGUGCCACUGUUGCGCUGGCCUUGCGGCCAGUGCCCCCGCCGCCGCGCGCCGUGCAAAGCAAGGCCGCGAAAAAGGUCGCCGCUGGUAUGGCGGCGGCCGUGCUUGCCGGCGCGUCGACGCUGCCGCUGUCCUCGCUCGCGCUGUCCGCCGAUGAUUAUGAUGCGAUCUACGGCAUGAGCGCGACGGGCUCCAAGGGCUCGUCCAUCAAGUUCGAGAUGCCGAGCUUCGGCGGCGGCGACGACGCGCCCGACACCGCCGCGGCCGACAAGAAGAAGGCCGCCGACGCCGCCGCCGCGAAGGAGGCCGACGCCGCGGCCAAGGCCGCCGAGCGCGAGGCCGCGCGCGAGGCGCGCGCCAAGCAGCAGCAGGAGCUCCGCGACGCCGCCAAGAAGCGCGAGGACGAGGCCCAGGCCAAGAAGGACGCGGCCCUCGCGAAGGCCAAGGCCGCGACGGCCGCUGCGGCGAAGAAGGAGGACGCGGCGCCGGCCUUCAAGCCCCCCGACUCCUUCAGCAGCGCGCCGUCGCUGCCGACCUUCGACGCGCCGAAGGUGGAAAUGCCGUCGAUGCCGUCGUUCUCGGCGAGCCCCCCGCGCGUAAAUCGUCGCGGCGCCGUCGACGCGACGCGACGCCGGCUUGGUGCACUCGACUCACUUAUUGCUUUGCGCGCAGGCUCCCAAGCUCGACGCCCCCUCCAUGCCGUCGUUCUCGAUGCCGAAAUUCGACGCGAGUCCCUGCGCAUGAAUCAAAUUGUCGCGGCGUGUCUCACUCACCGAUCGAUGUGCGCGCAGGCCCCGGAGGCGCCAUCCUUUAAGAUGCCGGACGCACCGAAGCUGCCAGACGCUCCGAAGAUGGAUAUGCCAUCGUUCUCUGCGAGUCACCAGUGCAUAAAACACAUUGUCGUCUCCUAUCGGGCGCAACGGACUCACUGGUUGAUUUGCUGACAGGCUCCUAAGAUGGAUUUUAAGAUGCCCGACGCGCCCGCCGCUCCGAAGAUGGAUAUGCCGAAGUUCGGCGCGUGCCUGCGUAGAAAUCAACCAGCGAGUUACGUUAGUUACGUUUACGUCGCGUCGAUGGCGUGAGUUGCCCGAAAUUUGAUUUCCACACAGAUGCUCCUUCAUUUAAAAUGCCGGACGCUCCGAAGAUGGAUAUGCCGAAGUUCGGCAAGUGCCUGCGUAGAAAUCAACCAGCGAGUUACGUUUGCGUCGCGUCGAUGGCGUGAGUUGCCCGAAAUUUGAUUUCCACACAGAUGCUCCUUCAUUUAAAAUGCCGGACGCUCCGAAGAUGGAUACGCCGAAGUUCGGCGCGUGCCUGCGUAGAAAUCAACCAGCGAGUUACGUUAGUUACGUUUACGUCGCGUCGAUGGCGUGAGUUGCCCGAAAUUUGAUUUCCACACAGAUAUUCCCAAAUUCGACGCGCCCGCCGCGCCGAAGAUGGAUAUGCCAUCGUUCUCCGCGAGUGACAGUGCAUGAAACAAAUUUUCGCGGUGCACCAGACUCACUGGUUGAUUUGAACAGGCUCCUAAGAUGGACUUCAAGAUGCCCGACGUUAGUCCCAGAGCCUCAAUCAAAUUGUCGCGGCGCGUCUCCGCCCCUGCGGAAUCUGGCCUCCACGCCAUCGACGCGACGCCAGCUCGACGGCGUGGCGGUACUCGCUGAUGCUGGCGCACAGGUCCCCAAGGUGGAUGCUCCUUCAUUUAAAAUGCCGGACGCUCCGAAGAUGGAUACGCCGAAGUUCGGCGCGUGCCUGCGUAGAAAUCAACCAGCGAGUUACGUUAGUUACGUUUACGUCGCGUCGAUGGCGUGAGUUGCCCGAAAUUUGAUUUCCACACAGAUAUUCCCAAAUUCGACGCGCCCGCCGCGCCGAAGAUGGAUAUGCCAUCGUUCUCCGCGAGUGACAGUGCAUGAAACAAAUUUUCGCGCGCGGCACUCACUGGUUGAUUUGCGGACAGGCCCCUAAAAUGGACGCGCCCUCCAUGCCGUCGUUCAGCGCUCCGUCGAUGCCGAAGAUCUCGGCGCCGUCCGCGCCCUCGUUCUCGGCGCCAUCCAGCUUCGACUCGCCGCGCGCCAGCUUCGACAUCCCCAAGGACCAGGGCCUCGAGGAGAAGUACAAGGACCGGCCCGAGCUCCUCGUGCCCCAGGAGGACCGCGACGCGUCUGCCAAGGCGGCGAACGAUGUCUUCAAGCAGUACGACCAGGACGCCAAGGUCGCCGAGAAGGCCGCGCGCGACGCGCGCGACGACGCGAACAAGAAGAAGAAGGAGUUCCAGGCGAAGAAGGACCUCGCCUGCGAGACGCGGCCGGGCGGCAAGUGGAUCUGCCUGCGCGGCUUCGGCGCCGGCUUCUAGGUCUCUAGGCCUCACGAGUGUAAGGACUUUGACACUCU